This is a messenger RNA of Cladocopium goreaui, 1420 nucleotides long. The record is from the annotation of a GenBank genome assembly. Lineage: Eukaryota; Dinophyceae; Suessiales; Symbiodiniaceae.
AGUUGCUCUGGCUGUCUCUCGAACCGACAGGACGAGGAAACCAUGUGCUGGUGAUCAAAUGACCACCAGAGAGAAGCCCAAAAGGAGCAGCAAAAACGUGAAGAAUGCACACCUGAAAAGGGCGCCCAGGGCAUGGAGGUAUCCAAAAACAACAGUGGAUGCCGCGACAGACCGGAGCCCGACUGGCUUUUCUACACUGAAAGAAGCCUUUCAAUGGCCAGAUGUAUUUCUGAAACGAUUAGGAAAGCAUUAUGGUUCUGCAUGGCUCUGUAAAAGGUUGCGUGCAUGGCGAUGGACUUUCUCCACAGCAUUUUCUGGUGUCGGUGCACCAGAAUCUGCUUUGACAAGCUUGGAAAAGGCUGCAGAGCAUUACCUUCAAUCUGUGGGAGCCCGGGUACCGACCCAUCGCAGGGUUCUCUAUGGCUUCACAUGUGAGAUUGACAAGUGCUGCAGAAAUAUCUUGCGCAACACGUACAACAGCCCUUGCAAUUUCCCAGACAUCACCGCUUUCGAUGCAACAAAGAAAACCCAGUUCUGUAGCACGCACAAUGGCAUGUGCAAAGUGCGGAAGCACCGUCGUGGGAAUCGAUUGGAUGUGAAUGCUGGCGGUGUGGUUUGCACACCGUUCAGCAAGAUGGGAGCUCAAGAGGGCACUGCAGCCCCUGCUUUUGCCACGCAUGAGUCAUACUACAAACAAAUGGGGAAAAUACAUGACAUCCUACUGGUGGAGAAUGUCCCAGAGUAUGACACGGACAUACCCCAACAGCACUUGGACCAGUUGCGUGAUGAUGGUGAAGAGAGGGGAAUGUGGGGAAGUGUGUGUGCAGUGGUGGAUCCCAGGAUCUUUGGCGUCCCGGCAGCUAGGGCAAGGUUGUUCUACCUGGCGUUCCGGAAGGACCGGGUGAAGCUGAGGACCGAUGUGACCCUAGAAGAGAUCAUUGGGAUCCUAACAGCCAAAACAGUUGCCACUGCCGACAUGUUCGUAUGGAUGGAGCUCCCUCGAACAGUCCUGACACCUGCCCAGGAGAGAAAUCUUCGAGAUUACCGGAAAAUGAAAUCACUGCGGUAUCCAGACCUAUCGCAGUAUGCUCGGAAUGGUCGGGGACGGGGGGAGUGUGCUGACAAAACCCUCUGCACGUUGACAACUUCCAGUCGACUUUUCUCUGAGGACGCCAAGAGAUUCCUGGAUGCAAAGGAGCUGCUGAGUUCUCAGCUUCUACCCGUGACGCGUGAGCAGAGCCGAUUGAGUCGGGCUCCCCCUUUGUGUUUGGAAGGAAUUCCAGAAGGCCAAAAACAAAAAAUGGCUGGUAACUCUAUGAACGCUGCUUGCAUAGGAGUUUUCUUGUUAGCGGCGAUUCUUUGUUUCGACCCUGUAUAGAUGCAUGCACAAUGAGAGGUUCCUGUUUUCCUGGACCGCCAC